AAGCCCCGCCCCCUGACUGUUCUCGCGUUCGCGGACGGCUGUGGUGUUUUGGCGCAUGGGCGGAGCCGUAGUUACGGUCUACUGGGGCGUCGUCCCUAGCCCGGGAGCCGGGUCUCUGGAGUCGCGGCCCGGGGUUCACGAUGUCCGACGAGGAAGCGAGGCAGAGCGGAGGCUCCUCGCAGGCCGGCGUCGUGACUGUCAGCGACGUCCAGGAGCUGAUGCGGCGCAAGGAGGAGAUAGAAGCGCAGAUCAAGGCCAACUAUGACGUGCUGGAAAGCCAAAAAGGCAUUGGGAUGAACGAGCCGCUGGUGGACUGUGAGGGCUACCCCCGGUCAGACGUGGACCUGUACCAAGUCCGCACCGCCAGGCACAACAUCAUAUGCCUGCAGAAUGAUCACAAGGCAGUGAUGAAGCAAGUGGAGGAGGCCCUGCACCAGCUGCACGCUCGCGACAAGGAGAAGCAGGCCCGGGACAUGGCUGAGGCCCACAAAGAGGCCAUGAGCCGCAAACUGGGUCAGAGUGAGAGCCAGGGCCCUCCACAGGCCUUCGCCAAAGUGAACAGCAUCAGCCCCGGCUCCCCAGCCAGCAUCGCGGGUCUGCAAGUGGAUGAUGAGAUUGUGGAGUUCGGCUCUGUGAACACCCAGAACUUCCAGUCACUGCAUAACAUUGGCAGUGUGGUGCAGCACAGUGAGGGGAAGCCCCUGAAUGUGACAGUGAUCCGCAGGGGGGAAAAACACCAGCUUAGACUUGUUCCAACACGCUGGGCAGGAAAAGGACUGCUGGGCUGCAACAUUAUUCCUCUGCAAAGAUGAUUGUCCCUGGGGAACAGUAACAGGAAAGCAUCUUCCCUUGCCCUGGACUUGGGUCUAGGGAUUUCCAACUUGUCUUCUCUCCCUGAAGCAUAAGGAUCUGGAAGAGGCUUGUAACCUGAACUUCUGUGUGGUGGCAGUACUGUGGCCCACCAGUGUAAUCUCCCUGGAUUAAGGCAUUCUUAAAAACUUAUGCUUGGCCUCUUUCACAAAUUAGGCCACGGCCCUAAAUAGGAAUUCCCUGGAUUGUGGGCAAGUGGGCGGAAGUUAUUCUGACAGGUACUGGUGUGAUUAUUAUUAUUAUUUUUAAUAAAGAGUUUUACAAUGCUGAUGUGACCCUGUUGUCACCCCAGCUGAAUUUCUUAUGACCCUCCCAAACCAAAGCUCAGAUGGGGUCAGAAGAGCUUCAUGGAAAGUUGGGCAAAACAGGCUAGCAAUUGCGAAGUCAGGCUUUGACCAACAUAUUUCUUUGCACUGAGGCCUUGCUGCUGUGGAUACGGAAAUUGUUAAGUACUGUGCUUCCUCAGCAGCUGGGCUGUCAGGGCCAUAGUAGCUCCCUUUCGAGAACAGGGAAAGCCUGGAGGCUUCCCAGGUGGCCCAGUGUGGUGUCGUGUCAGCUUCCUCUUUAGGAACCCACCAGAGGGCAGCAAGCUCCUUUCACUUCGGUAGUAAGAACCCCUCCGUUUUUGUGUGUUUUUGUUUUUGUUUUCUGGAGACAAGGUCUUGCUUUGUCACCCAGGCUGGAGUGCAGUGUCGUGAUCAAGGUUCACUGAAGCCUUGACCCUGUGGGCACUGCCUCAGCCGCCCAAAUAUCUGGGACCACAGGCGUGCACCACCAUGCAUAGCUAAUUUAUUUUUUGUAGAGACAGGGUCUCCCUGUGUUGACCAGGUUGGUCUCGAACUCCUGGGCUCAAGCAGUCCUCCUGCCUUGGCCUCCUAAAGUGCUGGGAUCACAGGCGUGAGCCACUGCGCCCAGCCCACUGCUAGUUUGACUUUUUAUAAUUGAACCUCCUGACUAUGCCCUGAGAUCAGCGCUAUUUUGUAAACCGCUGAGGUAUGGAUAGGAACGAGUAGAUCAGACCUCUUGAAAAUGCUUAUUCUUCCUCCCUUUUAUUUUUUGUCUCUUUUAAGAUGGUAAAAUGGUUCUCAGGGAUUCCUGCCAAUGCUUUGAAUUAUUUUUUCCUCUCCAUGAUAUCAGUGUUCAUUUCCCCAGUUCUUGCACACCGCUUUCUGUUUUGGCAGUUCUGCCAGGCAAGCCCUGUGUUCCUUGGGACUGGUUUUGCUGUGGUUGGAUACAGAUACCAGCUUGCCUUGAUGGGAUUGGUAUUGCUGUGUGCUUCCAGCCACAGGUUCUCACACUCAAUUCCAAAGCCCUCCAAUUGGGCGAAUUCCCUCAAACUCUAUUUGACCUGACAGCCAUACAUAUUCCCCUCUGGUAGCCACAGACAUGCUGUGUUUACCAAUGUUUGCUGUUUAAAUUGCAUGUUCUAAUUCCACGUAUUUUCCAGUCUCUUUAUAAAGUCUCAGACUAUAAUAAACACAGCUUGCCCAGUU
Molecule: messenger RNA, 2363 nt
Organism: Gorilla gorilla gorilla (western lowland gorilla)
Lineage: Eukaryota; Metazoa; Chordata; Mammalia; Primates; Hominidae
Gene: PSMD9
Product: proteasome 26S subunit, non-ATPase 9
Exons: 6
Coding region: 141-812 (223 amino acids)
Biological process (GO): proteasome regulatory particle assembly
Cellular component (GO): nucleus; cytoplasm
Molecular function (GO): protein binding
Source: RefSeq, a predicted model, not a curated record